GGCGGAAAGCGAGCGCAGAGCGCGUGCGGGGCGCUGGCCAAUGGGAGGUGGUGUUGCUGGAGGCCGCGGCGGCGCAGCAGUCUGAGAGAAGGAGCAUUAAGCUGGGGAGAGCCGAGGCCGCCGGAGCCGCAGCCGGAGCCUGAGGUGGAUAAAAAUCCUUCAGAUGGCAGAUAACAGUAAUUCAGAAGAUGUUCCUUCAGAUUCCUUUGAAACUGCUAAAGCUGACAAAGAAAAACUUACAGACCAGGUGAUGCAGAAUCCCCAAGUGCUAGCAGCUCUCCAGGAGCGGCUUGAGAAUGUGUCCCACACGCCUUCGAGCUACAUUGAAACCUUACCCAAAGCGGUCAAGAGACGCAUUGAUGCUUUGAAACAGCUGCAGGUGAAGUGUGCACACAUCGAAGCCAAGUUCUACGAGGAAGUGCAUGAUUUGGAGCGAAAAUACGCAGCCCUUUACCAGCCUCUCUUUGAUAAGAGACGGGAUUUUGUCACUGGUGAUGUUGAACCUACAGAUGCAGAAUCAGAAUGGCCCAGUGAGAAUGAGGAGGAGGAGAAACUGGCUGGAGAUCUGAAAAGCAAAGUGGUGAUAGCAGAGAAGGAAGCUCCUGCAGAAGAGCCAAAUCCCAAAGGGAUUCCAGAAUUCUGGUUUACAAUCUUUAGAAACGUGGAUAUGCUGAGCGAAUUAGUGCAGGAGUAUGAUGAGCCGAUUUUGAAACACCUGCAGGAUAUCAAAGUCAAGUUCUCUGACCCUGGGCAGCCCAUGUCCUUCUCGUUAGAGUUCCACUUUGAGCCCAACGACUACUUUACCAAUUCUGUCCUGACUAAGACUUACAAGAUGAAAUCCGAGCCAGACACCACAGACCCCUUCUCCUUCGAAGGCCCGGAAAUAGUAGACUGUGAAGGGUGCACUAUCGAGUGGAAGAAGGGCAAGAACGUCACCGUGAAAACAAUCAAGAAAAAGCAGAAACAUAAGGGCCGUGGCACCGUGAGGACAGUCACUAAGCAAGUCCCCAACGAUUCCUUUUUUAACUUCUUUAGCCCCAUCAAAGUAUCUGGGGAUGGAGAGUCGCUGGAUGAAGAUUCAGAAUUUACAUUAGCUUCAGACUUUGAAAUUGGACACUUCUUCCGUGAGAGGAUAGUUCCACGUGCCGUCCUUUAUUUUACUGGAGAAGCCAUCGAGGAUGAUGAUAAUUUUGAAGAAGGCGAGGAAGGGGAAGAAGAGGAAUUAGAGGGUGAAGAAGAGGGAGAAGAAGAAGAUGAAGCGGAGAACGAUCCCAAGGUAAGGUGGAAUUCCCUUCAUACCUAACUUGAAAGCUGAUGUCUGUAGCCAAUGUGAUGUGGGGUUGUUGACUUGCUGGAUAAAGGGAGGCUGAAGCCCAAGCAGACCAGAGAGCAGGCGCUUUGGAGCUAGGCUCCUCCAGGAGUGUGUUUUUCGAGGGAACGUGUGUCAUGGGGCAUUCGAAAGCUCAACGCUGAACUUUUGGGGCUGGAUUCAGUCAGGCUACUGCUUCCUGAGGCCCAGCCUUCCCUCCUGACCCAGGCAGCAAAGAUAGGAAGACGCUCUGUGGAAGUUUGUGUGCUCCCUCGAAAGAUCCCCGAGAAGCCCGCUGCUUGGGGGUGGGAGGAGUCCCUUCACCAGUGUAGACACACGAGUGCCUGGCCACGGGUUCCUAGUCCAGUGAACCCUUGAGAGAUCAGAAGGCUGAGAGGCCCGCUGGGCUAGGAUGAGGCGGCGGCUGCCGCUUUUUGCUUUCCUGCGUCCCCUUUUCAUUUUGUUCUCAAGUUUGUCAGGAACAGACGCCAAGUAGUCCAGACGAAGGUCGAGCAGCUUCUCAAUUCGCAAAGAUGCGGUUGAGCAGGGAUGUUCUUUUUCAUUUCAUAGUCAAAUGGCUCUAAGAAGGUGACUGGCGGAUUUGUGUUUCAAUCGUGGUAGCGGUGGGUGCUCUAGCAUAACGUUCAUGAAGAGUUUUGUGAGCCUGAAAGGACUAGAGUGGGCUGAGGUUAAAGCACCCAGGGCUGUCCAUCGCUCGUGCCCCUGAGCACAUUGAGCUCUCGGGGUACAGCCAACCUACGUGCCCAGGAAAUUGUACGUUUGGAGAGAGAGGCCUUGCCUGCAUCCGGCAGGAUCCAACAGAUCUGGUCCUCGAGAGCCUUGGGACAGCCUCGGGGAUGUGGAGGCAAAGGGAGAGCUCAUUGCUGAACAAACUUAGCGGUCAGAAAACCUGUUAGAAGAUGGAUCCCCUUGGUCUGGGGGAGCUUGGGUUAUCAGAAGGGGCUCGUUUACCCCCCUGAAGGAGCGUUCGCUCACCCAUCUUAUGACAUCCAGUCCACGGGUUUAUUUGAGAACCCACUUUUAUGUUGACUGGAGUUAAAUGGGUUCGACCCUUUUUGAGAUGGGGGUAACUCAAUGGGGCUCACUGAGGACAUUCGCCUGAUGGUCAGCCCUUGUCUUUGACUCGGUGCAGUAGGAAGGUACUGUGGACUCACUGGCUUUCUCUGGAAAGUCCAGCGCAUUUUUUCUCUUGAAAAGCAGCAAAUACUUUAGGGUGCAACAGCCCCCUCCCCUUUCUCGAGGCCUAGCGGUGACCUUGAACCAGCUCCCUUUGGGGGCACUCCUUCAUUGUCACCCUUUGGUGGUCUGGUGCAGCUUCGUGCACGUGGCUUUCACUCUCCCUUAGAUCUGGGAAUCCCCACAAGGGGACCCCAGUUUUCUGACAUCGUUCCCACCUUACGAGGCUUCCCCAUGGAGAUUAGACAAGUACUGGCGGCCAUGAUGGGAGAAUCAGGAGAUUUUGGCAGGAUUGUGAACCAGGCGAGUUUUCAUUCACACUGUCAACACUUCAUUCUGGAGUCACGGUGGCAGCUCUGCAACUGAAUGUGUCCCGACAAGUUCUGGUGCCCUUGGGUGGCUCUAUGGAAGUGUUACAGCCCAUUCUUUUCACUGGUGCCAUGCCAUGCCAUGCCAUGCCAAUCUUUGUGCCCAUUCAUCACCACAACUCACUUAGGAGCAGCUGUUCAGUUUAUCUGUAGCUUCCUUUUGGCCCCAGAAAAGUGGCAGCGAGACCCUUUUCCAGGUGGGUUCUACCUCUCCAUUAGACCGGGCAGUGCCAUGUUCUGAAGCUGGUGCAGCACGAUAAAAGCCAAAGGGCUUAGUUAUUUGAUUGCCUCUGAUUCCCUGCUCCUGGCAGUGCCCUAUCCAAGUAGGAGGUGGCUGGUGAUGCAGCCUCAGAAUGCCACUUGGUGGUUGGCAUUCUGCUGCCAGCAUCUGCAAUGAGGAACUGAAUUGAGAACAAGCGGCUUCAGGAGCCACCCCGGGGGUCAGCAUGUUCUCCCUAAAUGCUUGGGCUCUUCCAGAGGUGCCUGUGGAGCCAUUUGGAGACAGGCUGACCUGGGUGGGUGCCUCACAGGACCCUCCCUUUGGAAGCACCUAGUGCUCGGGGCGGCUGCAUCGAGUCAGACUCGUAGGACUCCCUUUCGACCCUCAGUUAGUUUCCAGGUUGGAAGGAGAAGUGGUGACGGGUGCUUUUUGGGUAGAGUGGAGCGUUCAGGGAGGUCCUGCCUUGUCCCAGAAAUGCUCGGGGCCUGGAGUCGAGCACCACCUGUCAGGACUCUUGGGCCAAGGUGGAUUCCACCAGAGGCCUGCCCCAUUCUCCAGAGCUGGCGUGGGCCUCAGCCAGGCCUCUUAAUUCCCCUCUGCCCACGGCGCUUGCCUUGGAUGUCCUUUUCCCUGGGAGCUGCCUCCGCCCCUCCCGAGUCUGAGGAUUCUGUGGCCAGGCCGGGGGAGUCCCUGGCAGGACGAGGUCCCCAAAGUAGGCCCCGAGGGGAGGUUGGACGUGGUGCUCACUUCUCUCUCCCUCUGAGCUCAGAGAAGUCUCGCUGGCUGCAGCUGCCCCAGGAACUUUCUGAAAGGGCAGCCCUUCUGCCUGGUGGGGAGCGCCCUCCGGGAGCCCCUCCUGGGGAAGGUGAGCCCCGUUCCUUGUCCUGGCGGGGCUGCUUGGUGGACCCAGCUUUGUUCCAGUGGUGGGUAAGGCCGGAAGUGCAGGGAGAGACAGGCAGGUGCAGCCCCGGCCUGGUCCGAGGUCUCACGGGGGGUUUCAUUC
Monodelphis domestica (gray short-tailed opossum) is the source of this 4097-nucleotide messenger RNA. NCBI's taxonomy places the organism in Eukaryota, Metazoa, Chordata, Mammalia, Didelphimorphia, Didelphidae. The record is from RefSeq and is a predicted model, not a curated record.